Suillus clintonianus is the source of this 2141-nucleotide messenger RNA. Its product is annotated as DEAD-domain-containing protein. Gene Ontology annotation, biological process: rRNA processing. The transcript has 10 exons. Gene Ontology annotation, cellular component: nucleolus. Gene Ontology annotation, molecular function: RNA helicase activity; ATP binding; RNA binding. The record is from RefSeq and is a predicted model, not a curated record. NCBI's taxonomy places the organism in Eukaryota, Fungi, Basidiomycota, Agaricomycetes, Boletales, Suillaceae. The coding region runs from base 51 to 1997 and encodes 648 amino acids.
ACCAGCUUUUCUUCAAUUGCUUCCAUAGACAUACAGAUCUAGACGGCACUAUGUCUAAGGACAUAAUACCCCAGGAAGAGCCCAAAAGGUCCAAGAAGGACAAAAAGCAGAAAAAGUCUGCCGAUCCCGCCAGCGACGAGCCCAGAGCUGAAAAGAAGGACAAAAAAGACAAGAAGAAGAAACACAAGGAAUCUCAUGAUCCCAAGGUUACUACUAUUGCUGUUUCCGAGGAUGCUACGAUGGACGUAGAUCUUCCAGAAGGACGUGUCAAGGACAAGAAGAAGUCAAUCGAGUCUGCUUCUUCUAAUGUUGAGGAGACUGCGAUUGAGAUAGCUGUUGAUACACCAUCCGAAUCCAAGGACAAGAAAAAGAAACACAAACAUACCAAAGGCUCAGGUGAUGAAGAUCCAAGUCCUGAUGGUGAAGGAGCUUCGAAAAAGCACAAAAAGCGCAAGCGUGAUGCUGCGCAAGCAAUAGACGCAAUAGACAAACCUAGCCCCUCCAAGAAGCACAAAAAGAAAAAGCACGAUCGCGAACUGGAAACAACCUCUGCCAACACUACAGUCACUCCCCAACAACCCUCGUUAGCUACCUCAUCUUCACUCUCAAUAAAACCGUGUUCUCCUACCGAAGCAGAAGCCUUUCUCAGAAAGCACAACAUCACCAUCAGUACCCAGACGAACAGCGACGCUGUUGUACCUGUAACAUUGUUCGACCAGCUCAAUAUACCGGAUGGCCUACGAGGCGCAUUUACUGGCUUCAAAGAGCCUACUCCAAUACAAGCGUGUACAUGGCCGCCUGCGCUCAAAGGAAAGGAUGUAGUGGGUAUUGCAGAGACGGGAAGCGGGAAGACUCUGGCAUUUGGCAUACCUGCCCUCGCACAGCUCAUUGUUUCACCCAAAAAGCCUAAGAAGAAAGAAAACACAAUCUCUGUACUUGUCGUCGCCCCGACACGUGAGCUUGCGAUCCAGACUCAUGACGCACUCUCUGCGCUGGGUGCACCGUUUGGCAUUGCUAGUGUCGCGGUGUUUGGUGGCGUCCCGAAGGAUGCACAGAUUAAAGCCCUGGCAAAUGGAAACACAGACGGGAAGAUCACCAGAAUUGUUGUAGGAACGCCCGGACGCAUAAUCGACUUGGUUCAAGACGGUUUCUGCGACCUGAGCAGAGUAAAUUAUCUCGUGCUAGAUGAGGCUGAUCGAAUGCUGGAUAAAGGAUUUGAAAAUGAUAUCACGAAAAUUAUUUCAUAUACUAUUCAAGGGGAGGGGCGCCAGACCAUGAUGUUCAGUGCGACGUGGCCUGAAGCUGUUCGUCGAUUGGCGAGUUCUUUCCAGCACAAUCCUGUCCGAGUCACUGUUGGCAGCGAUGAUCUCACAGCAAACAGUCGCGUUGAGCAAGUCGUUGAAGUAUUUGAUGACCCACGUGACAAAGAUAAUCGGCUUCUCAACUGCCUCAAAGCUCUGUCACAUAAGAAAACGUCACGCAAAGGCUCUGAUGAGGCGCGCAUUCUGAUUUUUGCGCUUUACAAGAAAGAGGCAACGCGUAUCGAGCAAUCACUGAGGCGUGCAGGUUACGAUGUCGGUGCAUUGCAUGGAGACAUGUCACAAACUGCACGUAUGGACGCACUCGAAAAGUUCAAGACCGGGGAGACGGGUUUACUGGUGGCCACGGAUGUUGCUGCACGGGGGCUAGACAUUCCCAAUGUUGGGGCCGUGAUAAAUUACACCUUUCCGCUGACCCUUGAAGAUUACAUCCACCGAAUCGGACGUACGGGUCGUGGUGGGCGCUCCGGUAAAUCCAUUACCUUUUUCACAGGAGAAAACCACGAGCGAGCGUUGGCUGGUGAACUUGCACGUGUGCUUCGCGAAGGCGGUUUCGAUACGCAGGCAGACAGCCUGAAACAAUUCCCGAUGACCAUCAAGAAGAAGGGGCACGCGGCAUACGGAGCUUUCUUCCGAGACGAUAUCACUGCUGCGCCUACGAAGAUAGUAUUUGAGUAGUGCUGGGAAGGUAACCAGAUGUUUUUACAUGGGAAUGACCAUCUAGUUUUAUAUAUAAUGCACCUGUGCAUGUAGUUGUGCUAUUGGGUUCAGGCUACAUACCAUGUACUUGCAAUUGUGAUAAUCCAUCAGUGGUCGAACUUU